This is a messenger RNA of Schistosoma bovis, 1124 nucleotides long. Lineage: Eukaryota; Metazoa; Platyhelminthes; Trematoda; Strigeidida; Schistosomatidae. The record is from the annotation of a GenBank genome assembly.
CUAAUGCAUGUGUUUUAGUUGAGAAACUACCAAAAUAAAUGAUUUCAUAAGCCUUUGAAAGUUUUACUGGCCUCAUUAAUUUUGCUGGACACACACCUAACGGAAGUCACUUUGUCAAGUAUCCUGAUCAGAGCACUUCUGCGUAUACUGUGAUACCUACCUUUUACGACCUUAAUUAUACGGCACCAGAGACUUGUAGCAGUACUUUAACAUCAAGAGGAAAGUACAAGAAAGUCAACUAGUCUUUAUUAGCUCUUCUGAAAAAUGUCGGAUAUUAAAAAGUAUUUACUUUUUGGCUGGAGGUGUUUUAAAUAAUGCGUUACAGUACUGUACUACAGCAUUUGAGGAAAUCUUCUACUUGUUUUCAUUCUUUUCAUUUUCUUAAAAGACCUGACUUAGUCUACGUUACUCACUUAGCUAAAAUAGGAUUCACUAACCUAUCUUGCCCAAACUCAUUGUCCGAUGCUGAAUACGAGCGUGUAUCUACGAAAACUUUGGAGUUACUAGCAGACUCUUUUGAACAACUUCCAGAACGCUUUGCGUUAAACAAAGAAUAUGAUGUCGAACACGCCUAUGGUGUCUUGAAGGUCACUUUUGGUCCUCAAGUUGGGACUUAUAUUAUUAAUCGUCAGGCCCCAAACAAGCAGUUAUGGCUUUCUUCUCCUCAAAGUGGCCCUAAACGUUACGAUUAUAUCCCAUCGAUGGGUUUGUGGAUCUAUAAACAUGAUGGCAAAUCUCUGCACUCUCUUCUCAGCGAAGAGGUUUCCGCCAUCGUAGGUGGCUCUGUAGAGUUUCAAAACUGAAGCCUGCUUUUCGGCUGGUCAUAUAUUAUUCUGAUAUAUAUUUACACGCUUAGAAAAUACUUUCACUGGACCUAUCAAACUCAGUAAAUCAAUGUUUGUGUAAGUUCAGUCAUGUUUUGUUGCGGCACUGCUUUUGGCAAUCGAAACUAUAUACGAGUAAUAAUACACUAAAUACGAUAGAUACGUCAUGUUGUACAUAUAAAUCACAAUCUUCAUUUCUUCCAAAAUGAUCCAAUUUUGAAACUUGUACUUAUUUUUUUGCCUGUAUUUUCGAAAUUCAUAUGAUCUGUCAGCGACUCAAUCAUAAAAGUAUGUGAAUGG